AUGCUGGAUUACGAAUGGACGAACCCGGCGGCGGCCGCAGCCGCGGCAAUGCUAUUGUUUGGGGACGGCGGCGAGGUAGGCCCCACGCCGUUCGACCAAUACGGCGGGAGCGGGAACGGGUUGGCGGCUGGAGAUUUGUUCGCACCGACGGCAGCUGGCGGGCUGUUCUCGCCUGUGGGGGCGCCAGCGGGGAGCGGGCAGAGGUACGGGAUGGGAAUGCCGGCGGCGGUGGCCGCGCCGGCGAGGAUAGGAUUGAAUCUGGGAGUGAGAACGUACUUUUCGUCGGCGUCGCCGGAGGAGGAGAUGGGAAUGGGGAUGGGGAUGGGGAUGGGGAUGGGGAGAGUGUGUAGAAGGAGGGCGAGGAUGGCGAGGUGCCAGGCGGAGGGAUGCGGUGCUGAUCUUACUCAUGCGAAGCAUUAUCAUAGGAGGCAUAAGGUCUGCGAGUUUCAUUCCAAGGCUUCUAUUGUCAUCGCCGCCGGACUGUCACAGCGCUUCUGCCAACAAUGCAGCAGGUUUCAUGUUCUAUCUGAGUUUGAUCAAGGAAAGCGCAGCUGCCGGAAGCGUUUGGCCGACCACAAUCGUCGGAGAAGGAAGUCUCAAGAUCUGACCACCAUCAACACCCUAAACAACAACGAUAAUAAUAAUAAUAAUAAUAAUAAUAAUAAUAACAGCAAUAGCACGAUCACAACGGCAACCAACAACAGCAAUAACACUGCACUGCUUCACUUUGAGUCGAGCAGCAGCAGCAAUAACAACAACAAUAACAACAUGAACGUGGGGAGCUCCAUGGAUCAAUGCAACCCUGAGAUAGGUUCUACCGUAACCCGAGCUCCCUCUCCCGCAAUGGCGCUUGGGCUCGGUUGCGGAGCCAUCGCAGUCUCCUCGGCGCCGGCAGGGCUGUCUGGUUCAUCAUCGACAACGGUAACAUCGCCGCCGAGAGUCUCGUUCUUCUCUCACCUUGGUGAAAUCCGUGCACAGGAGCACCGCUUCCUGAGCUGGGAUGAUGGCGACGAUGGAAGCAGCAUUAGAAGUCUCUAUCAGAGCAAAUAG
Molecule: messenger RNA, 1050 nt
Organism: Dendrobium catenatum
Lineage: Eukaryota; Viridiplantae; Streptophyta; Magnoliopsida; Asparagales; Orchidaceae
Product: squamosa promoter-binding-like protein 8
Exons: 2
Coding region: 1-1050 (349 amino acids)
Cellular component (GO): nucleus
Molecular function (GO): DNA binding
Source: RefSeq, a predicted model, not a curated record